This is a messenger RNA of Lampris incognitus (smalleye Pacific opah), 1948 nucleotides long. RefSeq names its product neuronal vesicle trafficking-associated protein 1-like. Gene Ontology annotation, biological process: endosomal transport; G protein-coupled dopamine receptor signaling pathway; clathrin coat assembly. Lineage: Eukaryota; Metazoa; Chordata; Actinopteri; Lampriformes; Lampridae. The transcript is spliced from 5 exons. Bases 165 to 722 code for a protein of 185 amino acids. The record is from RefSeq and is a predicted model, not a curated record. Gene Ontology annotation, cellular component: endosome; membrane. Gene Ontology annotation, molecular function: clathrin light chain binding.
CGCACACGCACAAAUAUCCUGCUGGCCAUAUUGUGUAUCCACCUCCUAUAUCGGCUGCGUCACACCUAAGACAACCAUCGGCGAGGCUAUUAAAGAAACAAGAGCAAGGCACCGAGUAAGGACAAUAUAAACCGAGCUGAUUCACGCCUUCUCCGGUCAGCACAAUGGUGAAACUGGGGAACAAUUUCGGCGACAAGAAUAGCGGCAAGGUGGUUUCUGAAGACGGAUUCGACACCAUCCCGCUCAUAACGCCGUUAGAUGCCAGCCAACUGCAGUUCCCUCCGCCGGACAAGGUGGUCGUGAAGACUAAAGCAGACUACGAUGGCGAAGGCAAGAAGGGAAAGCUGAGGUCUCCAAAAAUUGCCGAGUUUUCCAUAAGCAUCAUCGAAGGGGUGUCUGAGCGACUCAAAGUGACUCUGUUGGUGAUCUGUGUCCUCGCCUUCCUAGUUUGUGUGGUAUUUCUGGUGGUCUAUAAAGUCUACCAGUAUGAGCAGCCUUGCCCUGACAGCUUUGUAUACACGCAAGGUCGCUGCAUGCCAGCAGGGAUGUACGGCUACUACCCGCCUCAGGGCCCCGGCGGUCGUGGGCACCUCUUCACCAUCAUCAACCACUACAACAUGGCCAAGCAGACCAUCACAAGGUCGGUAUCACCGUGGAUGACCAUCAUGUCCGAGGAGAAAGUCACUCAGCAGGAGACGGAGACCGCCCAGAAGCUAGCUUAACCGACCUCGGGGUCCCCAGGUGACGUCACCUGCUGUGGGAAAAGAAAUAACAUGGCUGUGCUGCUCAAUCAAAUCUCAAAUCAGCUGGUUCAUGUCAAAGCUGCUACACCGACCUUAACGGUAGUUUGUUCAAUUGGAGGGUACCGUAAUGAGAACGAUUGGAACGUGUUUUUUUUGUUUCUCAACAAGGGUUACAGAUGAGUAGGUUUCUGGUUUGUUUGAAUAGCAUAGCAUGAACUUAAAAACAGUGAUAAACGUGUCGAAAAAGCCACAGGAAUACGCUGAAACACAGACACUCACUGACAACGUCUUUGUACAUACACAUAUGUAAUGGAGAACUGUUAUCACUUAAGUACUCAGAUUGUGAAAUGACUGUGAAUCUUCCUUAGUCUGCGUAGCUCAUUCAGAUGCACACGCGCGCAUGACUCCAGUAACAAUCAGUUAGCAUUCAGUCGCUUUCCUUUUCGAAUACGUCAGUUACUGAUAGCGUACAUAAAUAAUUUUUUUCUGGGAUCCAGUCAGUGGCUUUUUGCUUAUGGAGUGAUGUAAUGGUUUGCAUAUUUGCCACAAUGGCCAGCUGCCAACAUAUUGAAAACGCAUUACAUUGUGAACUAAUAAGGUUUGACCUGAGAGAACACAUUUCAGCCGGUGGAAAUCAAGAGCGUUAAGUCAUUUCUUGGUUCGACUCAGCACAUCUCUCAGACUUCCUGCAUACAGUGCUUUUUAACAGUUGUAGGUAUCUGAUGCAGGAAACCUUCUCAGCCAGCUUUAACACGUGUCUCUUUGUGAGCACUGUACAUUAUACAACAUUUUUUCACACUAUGUUACAUGAGACCAGUGUAAAAAUGGCAAUUUUUCACAGCAGCUUUUGUUUGUUUUUUUUAAAUUCUACUGUACUGAAGUCCCUGCAUUGCUAGUGAACAUACCGUCUUGUGCAAUGCUCUCAACUGAAUUAUGUAGAUGUAACCAUGAGUGAUGGCUAUUGGAGGCCAUCACAAAAGACACUAGACUUAAGUUUAUGUAGUGGAAAAACCUGUAAAUGCUUGUCCUGUUGCUUUUUUCUGACUGUCAUUUCACUUAAAAUCACGAAUUAUGUACCUUUUUCAGACAAUGUAAGGAAUACCAUUGAAGUGCAUUUGCUACUUAAAAAUGUAAACUUAAAAAUAGAAAUAAAGUGCCCACAUUUCUCAUCAGCGGUAAAUUGGACUCCAUGUAUGAGUAAGAAC